Messenger RNA from Aspergillus welwitschiae, 865 nucleotides. RefSeq lists its product as uncharacterized. NCBI's taxonomy places the organism in Eukaryota, Fungi, Ascomycota, Eurotiomycetes, Eurotiales, Aspergillaceae. The record is from RefSeq and is a predicted model, not a curated record. The coding region runs from base 179 to 757 and encodes 192 amino acids. The transcript has 2 exons.
UGUCAAUUCCGUCCCGUGCCCAACCGCCCCGAGACUUCCUGCUCCAUAAGCCUCUUGCCCCCGCCCUGCGUCCCGAAACUGCUGACAGGCCUAUGCCAUUCAACGCGAAUGUCUCUGUACCACCUAGUUUUCCCAAACAAAAGGCCUCAACUGCCUGUCGCGAGUGCAAGCGCUUAAAAUGCAAAUGUUCCGUCGGAAGGGAACCACGGUGUGUGACCGAUGCAUCAAAAAUCAGACCCUGUGUGUCUUCGACCUGGACGAGGAUAUGCGACGGAAGCUCUCCCACAAGCGCAAGCUUAACGAACUGGAAGCAGAGCGUGAUUUCUUGCUGCAGCUGGUGAAUACGCUGCGCGACAGCUCCGAUGACAAGGCCCUGCAGCUACUGGGUCUCAUUCGCAGUCAAACACCCCCUGCCGAAUUACAGCUCUACAUCGAAAAUGUCAUAACCGAUGGGGAUCGGCAGCAGAGUCCUCUUUGGGCCGACAUGUACGACCGCACGCGGUCGCCAUCCAACACAAUAGACUUCCAUUGCCCCUCCCUGCAUCGCGCUCCGACUAUCAAGCGACUGCCCAGUCCUCCCGUCUUUCACGUCCCCGCAGAGCCCUGGACGUCGGUCACCAAAUCCGAUGAUUUUGUAUCAUAUUUGGUCUCACUCUGGCUUACGUGGAGUCAGCCUUUCAUUGGAUUGAUCGCGACCUUUUCCUCCACGAUGCUCAGACAGCGGAUCUCAGUUCUCAGUACUGUUCUCCGUUUCUGAUGAACUGCAUUCUUACAGAAGCAUGCGUAAGUGCUUCCGUAUGAUGGAAUCUUUGCAGUCACUAAUCACCAAAUCCCUAACAUAGUUCUAUUCGGAUCACCCCGAAGC